AACACUCAAGUUGAAACCGGGCAAAUAUUGAGACCAAUUUAAGAUGAUAUGGAAACGAAAGAGAAUACAUAUCACAAAACGAAAAUGUCCCAAGAUUUCUAUGGGUGUACUCAAGGGGAAAAGCGACAGAGAAUAUAACUGCAGAAUUGUGACUACUUCAUCCAACAUCAAACAGCUACUUAUUAAAGCACUAACAAGACAUGGCUGUUCAAGACUGUCACACAUACAACGCAAGAAACCAAAACCUCCGUUGGAUGGGAUAGCAAGACGGACAUUUCGGAAACAUAGCAUGGGACUUCAAAAAACAGCUCAUCGCAAGAGAAUCAGUGUCGGUGCCAGACGCCGGAACACGAUCUCUUCAAAUGUUCUUCGAAUGAAAAGCGCUCGACAGUUCCACUGCUACAUUGUAGCCAAUCAGCGGACGCAACCCAGUAAUUGGAAAUUUAUAAUUUGCUCCAAGUUCGGACAUUUGCAAAGAAAGAGAAAAGCGUCUUCCUUUAUCCAGACUGUCGCAAAUUUCAACAAUGAACGAAACGCUAUUAAGUGGAUAAAACAAUAUGACAGCUAUCUAACGGAUCUACAAUCCUGUAACAUUAAAAGUUCUCUGGCAAAGAUUUUCACAAAAAAUGUUGACCAAAAAGCUCAAGAGAAUAAGGCAGACAAUGAUUCUGAUACAAAAGAUGACUACCAACGUUCCUCCGUAUUUAAGAGAAUUUCGAAUUCAACCUCCCUGUAUGAAGAUUUAAUGUCUCUAAGGCACAUACGCAUCAAAAGUUGCAGCUUUCAAUGCUAUUGGAUGCUCCAUCAAAAUGAAACGAGUUUUCCUGCAACGACUAUUUCGAAAAUGUAUUUCAAUUAUGAAAUACUACGACUACGUACUUACUGUAACUAUCCGACACAUGGAACCAAAUCUGCUCUAGUUUUGGCUCAGAAUGGUUUCGUUUACAUUGGUUCAGGAUCAGACGAUAAAGUCACGUGUUAUGCCUGUCAAGGCAGUAAAGUCGAUUGGCUAGAGUCUGAAGUUGUUACAGAAGUUCAUAGGUCAAUGUCUCCAGACUGUUCCAUGGUGACAGGAGUAAAUAGUGACAAUGUGCCGAUCACUAGAGGCCAAAAGUCUUUUGAUGAGUUGAUUCAAAGUUUCAGCAUUCUAAGUAUUUUAAACACUGAAGGCAGCCAAGAUGUCAGGAAAGAGGACGAUGAAACACCCUCAUUGGAAAUACAGAUAGACGCAGCUCCAAUCGCUUGUCAAGAGCAGGUCAACAUAAACGAUGACGCUAGUGCUAAUAGCGUCACUAAAUCCCAAACUAUCCCAAUCAGAAAUAUCCCAACCUUUAAUCAGCAAGCAAGAAACGAGUCAACCUCUUUCAGGCCCUACGCUACAUUAGAACAAGCAUUUGUCACACUGCCUCUGUCAGUUCAGCCACCUCCUUCAUCCGACUCUCUAAAUGCACACUCUUCCAACUCUCCUCAUGCUCUGGCUCAGCCACUAACUAGAAAUGAGCCUCUUUCAUCAGAUACAAAUAGCACAGAAAGAAGUCCAGUGCAGCCUAACCCAAACGAAUACAAUUCCCCAGUCUCAGAAAACAACAGCAUCUUUUCACCACCCAAUGUUUACUCCAAUCUUCAGAGUGACACCGUGGCUUCUCAGCCUGCUACUACAUACCCCAAGAAACCUGACACACCCCAGCCUCCUAAUAAUAAUAGCAGAAAUACAGGCCCGACCUACUCAGAACUGGGAAUCGUUACGGAAAGACCUAAACGUCCAGAGUAUGCAAUAAAACGUGAAAGAGUUAAAACGUUUUCCAAUUGGCCAAGAUCCCAUCAUAUUCAAGUGGACGACCUGGCAGACGCUGGAUUCUAUUAUGCGGGUUACGGAGACUGUGCCAGGUGUUUCUUCUGUGGUGGUGGAUUAAGAAACUGGGAAGAUGAAGAUGACGUCUGGGUAGAACAUGCCAGGUGGUUCCCCAAGUGUGCUUUCAUCAGACAACUCAUGGGACAGAAUUUCGUUGACAAGGUGCAGGAUCUUAACAAAACCAAAGACAAGAUAUCUUACCAAAUGGUGACUGACGAGAUGGGAAUAUCGGCAUCAGCAUUUCAGCUUGACAGUAAAAGUAAUCCCUUAAAACGAGACCCCGCUGUCAGAGCAAUGAUGGAGUUUGGAUACCCAGAGAAAAUGGUUCUUGAAGUCGCAAACCUCCUUAAGUCUCAAGACAUGACACUUAUCCCAACUUUGUUCUAUCUCGCUGUAUCAGAAAACACACUUAUGUCAGCUGACGUGCUACUGAAAAAGUUAAAUGAAUGGAAUGUGAACAGUCCACAGCUGACCAGCAAACACUUGAAUGGAUUGACAAAAACAACAACAAACCAAGAUUUGGAAUCCAUUCGCAAAAUGAAAGAGAGAAACAAUGAACUACGCCAGCAGACGAUGUGUAAGAUCUGCAUGGACAAAGAUGUGGAGGUGGUGUUUCUGCCCUGUGGUCACCUGGUCUCAUGCGCUGAAUGUGCAGGAGCUCUGAAAGACUGCGCAGUCUGCAGGAAGCCUGUCAAGGGAACUGUCCGCGCUUUCCUGGGCUAGACAUUAGAGUCAUCGAAGAUCAGAAGAUGUUAUCGUUUCAUCUGUACUUAUUUUUAUAAGAGUUAGACAGCUGUUAAUAUUAAAAAUAAAGUCCAGGAUAUGAUUAGAAUUUGUUAUACCCUGGAUUAGAAUGGCGUUAAAAAAAAUGCAUAGCUAACUGUGCUGUGGUGGCUGAGUGUUCAGGCACUUUGCCUGCAAACCGAAAGGUAUCGAUUGAGACUUUGACCUUAACUCGACUCUAAUGGCUAUGUGGCAUAGUUGGGGAGAUCAAGGUGGUUAGACUUACUUCUGUUUUGUUUAACUGGUGAAGCUAAUUUGCAAGCCGAAAUGUUUGCCCAAUGUACGGAACACACGAUCCUUAACUGACAUUAUCUAUAACUUUUAUUAUCUUUCUUGUUUAAAAAGGUGUUAAUGAAAAAGUCAUACAAAUGUUUUGUCUGUUCAAAUUUUUAUUAUUUCUGAAUAAAUACACAUGCCUCCAUAGCGGGCCUGGUGACUGGGUAGUUAAGUGACCGGCUUUCAAAACGAGGUUCUCCAGCCUCAAGUUCGUGUUAAGGCUAGCACUGGGAUUUUUAACAUCGUGACUCUUACACCCCCUCCUUUUGACUGUAAAUAGGUCCCUUACAUAAGUUACGAAAGUUAUCUUCAGCCAUAGGGACAUCAGCCAUAGAGACAUCAGCCAUAGAGACAUCAGCCAUUUAAAUUCUCCUUUCGUCACCUGGGUCUUUUUGGUUGUUUUUUUUGCAAUGAGAACUGGGGAUUAAAAUUCUAAACUGGUUAGACUGGUUGGAAGAACUCUGAAAUUUGAAUUUUCGUACUAUAAGUAGAUAAAUGUCCGUUUUUGUUGAGUGCCUUUCACAAAAAAUUGUGACUACUUUCUUACUUAUUACAAAGCUUAUAUAAACUCACGUUGAACUUUGUCGGUCGCUGCUUUGAAUCUUCAAGCUAACCAUAGUUAACUAUAACUCUUUCUAGUUUCGUAAGUGAUACUUUAGCACGGUGGUUAGUUUGUUGGCCUAUAAGAGGCUUGAACACUCGAGUUCGAAUUCAGGCCUUCUUACACCCCCCCUUUCCACAAAACUGGUGCAAAUAUUUCUAAUCCAACCCAUGCUUAAUAAGAGCUAAAUAAGAGCUUUCAGUGUUAGAAUUUUGUUUUCGGAUGCUUCUUCAGAGUUGAAGAUUAUCUACUUCCUAGCCCAACUUUCUAAGGAGAAUGGGAGAUGAAAGCGGGCAGGGUUGGAACCCAGGAGUUUCGAGUCCACUGAACGACAGUCCAGAGCGCAUACCACACGACCUGGCAGCCAUAUUUUGUGAUUUAAAACUGCGCAUUUACGUUUACAAUUUUUUAUUUAUAUUGAUCGAUACUAACUUGAAAUAAAAAAAAACAUACAUAAAACUGACAAUAUUAUAAUUCUAUAGUUUGCAGUUAACCCAUAUCUUUUAAUGUUCUUUGAAUCUUGAUAAAGUUGAAUUCAAAUCUUGCCACGUUCUUUGAACUUUAAUAUAGUUAACCCAUGUCUUGUCAUGUUCUUUGAGUUUCGAUAUAGCUAAGUCAUAUCCUGCCACGUUCCUUGAGUUUUAAUAUAGUUAAUCCAGAAUUCGACGAGAUAUUGGAGUUAAAGAAUAUAAGUAUGUUCAGAUAUUGAUUAUUUAAUGUUGAUAUUCAAUGUCUUGAAGAGAAAUUUAAGUUUUGCUAAACUUAAUAUCUAGACAUAUAAAUUUAGCUUAAUUUAAUAAAUACCGGGUAUCUUACAAUAUAGAAGUUUCGAUUUUGACAUUCAAUAACUUGAGAUAUUGAAUUUUGAUUAUGUUAAUCUAUAUCUAGAUGUUUUUGGUUAAAUUAAUCAAUGUCUUGACCUAUUGAAGUUUCGAUAAAAUCAACUUUUUGAAGAGGUUUUAAAGUUGACUUUUGGUCAGUGGCGUAGCUUGGGUGGGGGGAGGAUGGGGAGAAUUUGAAAAUCCCCUGGGUCCCCACUUGAGGGGGGCCACCAAAUGAGUUCUUUUUUUACAUUAAAUAUUUAAUUUUACUCAAAAUGCAGGGGCCCCCAAAGAUGUCAAGCCCCACGGGCUCCCAAAUGAUGGAAAAUUCCUAGUUACGCCCCUGAUUUUGGUUAGACUUGAUUGUUAUGUAGUCAUGUUUAAUGUGUGUUUGUUUCUAUUUUCUUAAAUGCCUUUAUAAAAGACACAAGUGCCUUACACUUUAAAGCAUUACAAAAUAUCCUCAUUUUUCUUUCCUAUUAUCAUAACUAAUCAAAUGAAAUAAAGCCUAUGUAAUGCCAAGGUGAUUAAAAAUCACAAAUUUUCAGUCGAUUUAAAUUUAUUGAAUUUGUUAGAAAAAAGGGAAAAUAUAGCCAUUUGUAUUUUAAUGAUAACACUAUUUUGUUAUAUGAAAUUUUCACAACUCGCCAUUACAAAUGUACGGUACGGUAUAUACUAUGCGAUGUUUAGACUAUAUUUCUUAUACACUUCUAUAUUACAGAGAAUGUGAAUGUUAACAUUACUACGCUAAAAAUGUUGGUGUUAAAGUGUACUGUUAAUGUAAAUUGGUCAAUAUAUAAAAAAAAUGUGUUGAUAUUAUUCGUUUUAAUGUUGAUGGAGUUAUGUUCCACAUAUUUUUGGUGCAAACUUAUUAUGUAUUAUCCUCUUGUGGAAUAGUGUUAUCUUAUAAAAAGUUACGCCUUUACAUUUUGGGUACAGUAGGAGAGAAGAUUGCUUAAUAACAACUUUUCCUAUGUAAUUUCUUUUGUUCCAUUUAUAUAACUUAUUUAACAUUUUUUUUUAAAUGUAUGUAUUAAUAUAACAUUAUUUUAAACAGAAAAUUUUAAAAUAUUUUCCUUUUUGGAUUAAAUUAUUUAUAAUUAUUAUAUGUGAUUCUGUGAUAUUAAAAAAAAAUGUAUUUUUGCUACAUAAACUAUUUUCAUAUAUUUAUUUCCUUUUUGUGUUUUUUUAAUGAAAACAAUUUUUGAUGUUCACGGAAAGAAGAUAUUUUAUGAAGAGAAUUCAUCAUCUUUGUUUUGAUGUAUUGAUGUUUUUGAUGUAUUCAUUAAAUAUGAUUUUAAAUAUCAAUACAUAUACAUAUAUAUUUUAUUACCAUGCAUUGCACAAUGGCACAGAAAUCUUUUCAUGUUUUUGAAGUAUAAAUAUCAAAUUGCUAUCAUGCUUAAGAAAAACGAUAAAGCAUUUGUGGAUGUACUUUCUCUUUUCUCUCUAUCUCUCUCUCUAUAUAUAUAUAACCUAUACAUGUAACGACUUGUGUCUCUCAUUGAGGAAGAAAAAGAGUAAUAAACUUCAGAACUCAGAA
Messenger RNA from Biomphalaria glabrata, 5876 nucleotides. RefSeq names its product baculoviral IAP repeat-containing protein 3-like. NCBI's taxonomy places the organism in Eukaryota, Metazoa, Mollusca, Gastropoda, Planorbidae. Gene Ontology annotation, cellular component: nucleus; cytoplasm. The transcript has 10 exons. Gene Ontology annotation, biological process: negative regulation of apoptotic process; regulation of cell cycle; positive regulation of protein ubiquitination. Bases 44 to 2575 code for a protein of 843 amino acids. The record is from RefSeq and is a predicted model, not a curated record. Gene Ontology annotation, molecular function: ubiquitin protein ligase activity; cysteine-type endopeptidase inhibitor activity involved in apoptotic process.